AUGCGAGAGCGUGCGCUGGACGGGGCGCUGAUGACGGUGUACUCGCCGCCGCCAGAUGGCACGGAGAAGCAUGGUGUCCUACUCGAUACGACAGAUUCCGCACAGGACUCGAUACAAAUGUACUUUGAGGAAAGCUCCGACGAUAGCUCCGAUGAUCUCGCGGCUGGGCGCGACGAGGAGACAGCCGCACGCGUCGAGGAGGAGAUCAGCGCGAUCCAGCACAGCAUCGAUGGGAUGCAGCAGUACGAAAUUGUAGACAAGCUGGGUGAAGGCACGUUCUCGUCGGUAUACAAGGCGAUCGAUCUGCACCACUACGCGUAUUCGAACCAGGACUGGUUCAAGAGCAGCACGCCCAAGAUCGCGGCCCGUGUAUCGCGGCGGCCGACCGUGUACGUGGCGCUUAAGCGCAUUUACGUGACAUCGAGCACCGCGCGCAUCCUGAACGAGCUGGAGAUCAUGGAGUCCCUCCGAGGCCAGCCGUACCUGUCCUAUCUCAUCACCGCCUUCCGGUCGGCCGACCAGCAGGACUACUAUCGGAUUAUGCCGCUCUCAGAUCUGCCCUGCUACUUUUACUGCCUCUUCUCCGCGCUACAUGCGAUGCACAAGCAAGGCAUCGUGCACCGUGACGUGAAGCCGGCCAACUUUUUAUAUGAUCCGCGCACGGGCUAUGGCACGCUGUGCGACUUUGGGCUAGCUGAGCGGCUCGAGGCGUCAGAAUGGCACGGCAAGUGCCACCACACUCUCCCGACGGCCGAGCAUCCUCAUGGCGAGCAGUGCAUCAACCAAGCGACACACAGCUCGCAUUUGCUUCCUGGGGGCGCGCUCUCUCGCGCUGAUGACGGCAACAAGUACAUCGUGCGCGGUCAGCCGAUGGGCCCGCCCGACCGUGUUGGGUACCUACGCAACGACCCACGGCCCAGCGUGCGCGCGAACCGCGCAGGCACGCGUGGCUUUCGUGCGCCCGAGGUGCUGUUCAAGUGCCCAGAUCAGACACCAGCGAUUGAUAUCUGGUCGGCGGGUAUCAUUCUCCUCUCGUUCCUGCUGCGGCGCUUCCCUCUGUUCAAUUCGAACGACGAUACGGAGGCGUUGCUGGAGCUGGCCACCAUCUUUGGACAGCGGCGCAUGGAGCAGUGCGCCAUGCUACACAAUCGCACGUUUGCGUGCAAUCUCCCCACGGUCGAUCACCCCGGCCGCCGCAUCCCCGAGCUCAUCCAGCAGAUCCGCCCAGCGCUGUUUGAACCGCCUCCCGACCACCCCGACCCAACCGAGUACCGCCAGCAGGUGCAGCACGUCGUGCAUCUGGCCAGUCGUAGAUACCCCGUAGCUGACGGCUGCCUUCUCCACAUGUCCCACGAAGCCAGACACCAGGGCUAUGGCGGCGCCGUUGACGGCUCUGCCCCGCUGGCUGCUACGGCCGAUGUGCUGCGGUGCUAUGAGGAGGCCGUCCAGGAGCCCAUGAUAGAGUGUGUGAACUUAGAUGGGCUUUACACGAACGCACAAGAAGAAGACUCGGAUCGUGUAGACGCGGUCGUCCUUCGCGAAGAUUUCUGCUCGACAGGUACGUUCUAUCACUUACGCGCAGCAAUUAUUGCUAGCACAUGGCUGGCGCUGCGUCCAGAGAAUCGCUCACAGGGUGUCGAUAUUGACUUGGACGCACUUCGAGAUACCCAGGCCAAGCUUGGCGGCAACAAGGUGCAACUGCUGCAAAGCCCGUCUUACGCGCAUGGGCCCCAUACCGUGGAGCUGCCUGCACCCGCUGCGAAGCCGGCCGCUGUCCCCGAAACGCCAGGGUACGUCUCAACGUGGGCAGAGGGUCAAGCAACCGCGCGUCUCGACCGCCGUCGGGCCAAGCGCCAGCAGCGGACUGCGCGGGACGCUGGGGCUGCUUCCACGGAGCCUAGGCUUGUGCUGCUGCACAGCGAUGUACUGGACCUGCCGGUACAGCCCGUUGAAGGGCGCGCGCCGCUCGAAGCGCCUGACAUUGUGGCCUCGCUAAACUAUGCCAUGGCUUACUUCCACGACCGCGCGACGCUCUUGCGGUACUUGCGAGGCGUCGUGGCGAGCCUCCGACCCAAGACAGGCGUGUUUAUUACUGACAUGUUUGGCGGUCCUCCAACGGGAGAGACGUACGAGGACCAGGAUCGCCUGUGGGCUAAGUUCCGGGACGAGCCGGGCUUCCGCCGCGCUCAAGACGGCGCCGAGCAGGUGGUCUUGCGGCCGAGCACAGGCGGCGACGAUUUGCAGGUGCUGCCUGGGCCCACGCCCGAGCAACGCGGCACGCGCGCCGAGUGGCCGCGUGGGCAUCUCAAGCUUGUUCGCACCGGUGAUACGCACGGCGGCUUUGAAUACUGGCGCGAAGAUGGACCGAUCGACUACGCGACGAAUCGAUUCCGUAUGAGCCUCAGCUUCCGUUUCCGCGACCACUCGUGGCUGCGCGACGUAUUUUCGUACGAUUUCCGGAUCUGGUCGCUGCGCGAGCUGACCGAGGCUAUGGAAGAGGCCGGAUUUGCCAGCGUGCGCAUUCUUGUGCUGCCACGCAACGACAUUGAUCGCGACGAUUCGGCGUCGGAGGGUAGCGACAUGGACGAUGGAGACGACGACGGUUUUGCGGCCAUGUUCCUCCGUACCGAGCGGGAAGAGCGCCGUCGCCGCAAGUUCCACACGGUCCAGCCAGGCGAAAAGGUGUUCUCUACGCACUCCUUUUCCACCUACAUAGUGGCGCGCGCGCCAUAG
This is a messenger RNA of Malassezia sympodialis ATCC 42132, 2733 nucleotides long. RefSeq lists its product as uncharacterized. Gene Ontology annotation, molecular function: ATP binding; protein serine/threonine kinase activity. Bases 1 to 2733 code for a protein of 910 amino acids. The transcript has 3 exons. Gene Ontology annotation, cellular component: nucleus. The record is from RefSeq and is a predicted model, not a curated record. Gene Ontology annotation, biological process: mitotic DNA damage checkpoint signaling; protein phosphorylation. Lineage: Eukaryota; Fungi; Basidiomycota; Malasseziomycetes; Malasseziales; Malasseziaceae.